Grosmannia clavigera kw1407 is the source of this 1077-nucleotide messenger RNA. Its product is annotated as d-isomer specific 2-hydroxyacid dehydrogenase family protein. NCBI's taxonomy places the organism in Eukaryota, Fungi, Ascomycota, Sordariomycetes, Ophiostomatales, Ophiostomataceae. Gene Ontology annotation, molecular function: NAD binding. The coding region runs from base 1 to 1077 and encodes 358 amino acids. The record is from RefSeq and is a predicted model, not a curated record. The transcript has 2 exons.
AUGGCACCCAUCCAAGUCGCCGUCCUCGACGACUACAUGGCCACGGCCGAGCCCUACUUCAAGAAGCUGGACCCCGACAUCUUUGACGUCACCAUCUUCCAGGACACUAUCCUGCCGUACGGUCACCCGAAGACGACCCAGGAUGAGAAGGACAGGCUGGUCCGGCGGCUGGAGCCGUUCCAGAUCAUCUCAACGAUGCGAGAGCGGACUCCUUUUCCGGCCGCGCUCAUCGAGAGGCUGCCCAACCUGCAGCUGCUCCUGACGACGGGCACGCGCAACCUGUCUCUGGACCUGGAAGCCUUCCGGAAGCAGGCGAUCCCCGUGGGCGGCACCAUAGCGGCGGCGCGGCCUGCUGGCGGCCCCGACAGCACGGUGCAGCACUUUAUCGCCGUGCUGCUGGCAGCGGCGCGCAACGUGGCCGCUGACGACCUGUCCGUCAAGACGGGCGGCUGGCAGACAGGGCCGGCCGUCUUUGGUCUGUCCGGCAAGGUGUAUGCCACCGUUGGUCUCGGCCGUCUGGGCGCCGGCACGGCCAAGAUCUUGCAUCAGUCCUUUGGCAUGCGCGUCCUCGCCUGGAGCCCCAACCUGACGCAGGCCAAGGCCGAUGAGGCUGCCGUUCAGGCCGGCCUGCCGGCCGAGGCUGCCGACGGCUCCAAGACGUUCCUGGCCGUCAGCCGUGAGUGCCUCUUCCGCACAGCCGACGUGCUGGCCGUGCACGUCGUGCUGUCGGACCGCUCGCGCGGCCUCAUUGCGGCCAAGGACUUGGCGCUGCUGAAACAGGACAGCAUCUUUGUCAACACGUCGCGCGGGCCCAUCGUCGUCGAGGAGGACCUGCUGGACACGCUGCGCCGCGGCAGCAUCAACCGCGCCGCCCUGGACGUCUUUGACAUUGAACCGCUACCGGCCGACAGCCCUUGGCGCACCACGGCCUGGGGCAAGGACGGCCGGAGCCGGGUUACGCUGACGCCUCACACCGGUUACGGCGAGCGGGUCGCGCUGGAGAAAUGGUACGAGCUGCAGGUCGAGAACAUUGUCCGCUGGCACAAGGGCGAGCAGCUCGAGUCCAGGCUGGUCUAG